Gadus chalcogrammus (walleye pollock) is the source of this 5217-nucleotide messenger RNA. It is a transcript of the gene nhsb, whose product is annotated as Nance-Horan syndrome b (congenital cataracts and dental anomalies). The transcript is spliced from 12 exons. Bases 1 to 5217 code for a protein of 1738 amino acids. Gene Ontology annotation, biological process: lens development in camera-type eye; cell differentiation. Lineage: Eukaryota; Metazoa; Chordata; Actinopteri; Gadiformes; Gadidae. The record is from RefSeq and is a predicted model, not a curated record.
AUGCCGUUCGCCAAGCGGAUUGUGGGGCCGCCGCUACUGUGCAGACACGAGAUCCCCCACGAAGAGGGUCUCCUCUUCGAGGACCUGUGCUCCAUCAGUAACGUGGUCCUGUCGCGGACGCUGCGCCAGCUCUCCGACCUGGCCAGGCACGCCUGCUCGCUGUUCCAGGAGCUGGAGAACGACAUCAUCACCACCAACCAGCGGGUUUGGGUCCUGCAGAACAAGAUAGGCCAGAUCCAGCAGACCGCCGGCGGACUGGACCCUAAGAAGGAGGCAGUGCCGGUGUCUAACCUGGAGGUGGAGAGUAAGCUGCUGGUCCACCACCAGGCUCCAUGGCACCAGCAGCACAACGUCUUCCACCCGUGCACCCGGCCGCCCUGUGUGGAGGAGCUGCACCGGCACGCCCAGCUCAGCCUGCGCGCCCUGCACAGAGAUGAGCUGCAGCGGCAGCGGUCCACCAGCAGAGUGAAGAUCUGCGUCUCGGUGGCGCCCCCUAUGCCCACCUUCCCCUCACCACACACCAUCCGCCGGCAGCAGAGGAGCGGCCUGGCCCGCGCGCAAGAGAGAGCGGAGAGAGAGCGUGAGAUCGACCAGCAACCACUCAAGGAGAGGGCAAUAAGGGAACCAGAACCACAGACGCUACAGAGAAAGGAACGGCCAAGAAGAGAGGCUGAUUUUCAGACCAUUCAGAGAAAGCCCGUCUCCACCACUGAAGAUGAGGCCAGCGAACCUCCGGGGGGCCACAGAGCCAGGGGCCAGGUCUCCAGGGGUCAGGUCUCCAAGGGCCCCACCACGGCCGACAAGCAGACCAGCUGGUCCAAGGAGUCCCUCUCCACCACGGACCAACAGACGGAACCCACCUCCAUCUCCUCCUGCAUCAUCCCCAUUAAUGUCACAGGCGUGGGCUUCGACAGGGAGGCCAACGCGCGCUGCUCCCUGGUCCACUCCCAGUCGGUGCUGCAGCGGAGGAGGAAGCUGCGCAGGAGGAAGACCAUCACGGGGAUACCCAAGAGAGUCCAGCAGGACAUGGAUUCGGACGAGUCCCCAGUAGCGAGGGAGAGGACCGUAGGGCUCCAUGCAAACGCCCAGCAGCUGGCCCUCUGUCAGGAGGAGCUGUGCCUCUCGGGACGCCUCCAUCACACGCGAGACUCCGGCUGCCAAACCGACGACUUCCUCAUAUCCUCCUCGGCAGCACCCUCCAGGCGGCGCAUCCGAGCGCAGCGCGGCCACCAGGGCAUCCCGGCCUCGCUGUCCCACUCCACGGGGAACAUCUCGUCCCUGGGCGACCCGUGCGACGGCACCUACACCGGCACCACCUCCAACGGCAUCCGCUUGCGCUCCCGCAGUUUGCCCCGCGAAGGCGGACGUCUCAUGGACAGCGACGACGACGACGACGACGACGACGACGACGACAACUACGACGACGACGACGACGAAGACGAGGAGCUGUCGCCCUACGAGGCGGAGGACUUCCUGCCCGGCGGGCCCAGCCCCCGGAUGAUGAUGAUGAUCAUGAAGGACGAGGAGGAGAGCACGGACGACCAGGCGGCCCCCGAGCCCUUGCAGCUGGGCAGCCUGAAGAGGAUGCAGCGCUCCGGGGAGCGGGACCGGGACCGGGGCUGCGGCGGAGGUGGGAGUCCCGAGCACGGCUGGAUGGAGAGGGGUCGCUCCCGCCUGCCCCGCAAGGCCGACAUGGGCAGCUGCGAGAUCUCGUCCAGCUCGGACACCUUCAGCAGCCCCAUCCACUCGGCGUCCACCACGGGGGUCCUCGGCGGCCACGUGGACCACAAGGAGGACCACCAGUCGUCCAGCGGCAACUGGAGCGGUUCGAGCUCCACCUGUCCCUCCCAGACCUCGGAGACCAUCCCGCCUCCUUCCUCGCCACCCCUCACGGGCUCCUCCCACUGUGACUCUGAGCUGUCACUCAACACUGUGCCCAACGCCAUCGACGAAGGCUUCGUCCUGGACACCUCCUACCACUCAGACCUCAGACCUCAGGGCCAGGGCCAUCGCUCCAGCUCCUUCACCUCCUCGGCCACGGACCAGCUGGACGACGCCGGGGUCAGUACGGCCAGUGAAGGGGAGUGGACCUACCCGCAGGACCACGACCAGGCAGACCCGGACCAGGACCCGGAGAACAACCAGGGCCGGAGCCUCAAGCCCGGGCUGGAGGACCCGACCUGCUUCACCGACAAGACCAGCAACCCGGAGAAACAGCCUGACUCUCUAUACCAGUCGGACACAGAGGGAUUUUACUCCUCUGGGCACUUUGGAGAAUACAACCAGAGCUACAGAGGACCCAUGUACAACUAUGCAGACCCAGAGCCUGGCUGUGGCCCACCCAGCACUGUGGUAGCCCCUCUAGCCCAUGGAGUUUACAACCAGCCCCAGUCGGACUACAGACUGGGCACGAUGACCCUGGGGAGAACCUGCCGUCCACUGAGGAAGUCAAAGGCCAAGCCCCCGCCACCCAAGCGGAGUUCAUCCCUGAAGGACCCCGUCGCUACUGUCGACGCGGGGACAGCCGUGGCUGUGGAGCUGGAACAGGAGCAACCAAAGACAGUUAGCGAUCAAGACCUCACCUUGUCUUCCAGAGAUAUGAAGUUGGACCUGGAGCUCGAGCUGGCAGCGCCUCCGGAGCCCCUCCAGACCUCCUGCCUCGUGGCCGAGCCCUUGGGGACCUGGGGGAUAGAGCUGAGGGAAACGGUGGACAUCGUGGAGCCCAUGUCCUUCGGAUCCACGGACACACACUCGUUCAAAGACGACGGCGCCGUGCAGUCCGACUAUGCAGACCUGUGGCUCCACAACCACGAGCUACGGUCCGGCAACGGGGAAUACACAUCCAUGUCCAACUCCAGUACAGCCACCGGCACCACCGUCAUGGAGUGCAUCAAGUCUCCGGACAGCUCCACCUCGUCUACCGAGAGCCAGACCCCGGCCCCCAACCCACCACCUAUAGAGUGCAGGGCCUCCAGCCCCCCUCUGCCCCCCACUGAAGGAGACUUCAAGCUGGGCUCGCCGGAGAAGCUGGCCGGCCUUGCCUCCCCCUCCAGCGGCUACUCCAGCCAAUCGGAGACGCCGACGUCGACCUUCCCCUCUUCCUCCGCGGCGUUCUUCCCCGGGCCGCUGUCUCCGACGAGCGGGAAGAGGAAGCCCAAAGUGCCGGAGCGGAAGUCCUCUCUCUCCUCACUGCAGCACUUUCCCCGGGAAGGAAACCCCAUGAGCUCUUCCUACAAGAGAGACCCCGACUUCCCCCCUCCUCCCUCCCAGCUGGACCUCCACGUCCUGCACGGCGGACACGCCCGGUACACGCUGGCCCACCGGACGCAUCACAUGCACACGCUGCACCACAGCAAGCCCCGGAUCCUCACCGCCGUGGUCGCGGGCGCUCGGUGCUCGACGGCGGAGAAGCUGAACUCCAACCCGCUGAACUCCAACCCCAUCCCGCUGAUCCCCAGUGCUAAUCUGCUGGCCAUCACGCCGUCCGCCCUGCGCGCCGUGCAGCUGCGCUCCGUGGCCCAGCCCCGAGAGGAGAGCUCCGGACCUGCGGAGAAACCAGCGGUCCACAGGUUGGAGACGGCCACCAGGCCCAAGUACGCCCCCAGCGCUACGACGCUGGCGCCGCCUCCGGUCAACACCAGGCCCCUCCCGCCUCGUCGACCGCCUCCCCAAAGACCCUCAGCUCAGGACCACACCUCCUCCCCCGACCACGCCCAUCCCCCCUCCCAGCCGCCCGCCCCGCCCCCCCCAGGACGCCACCCAGACGGCCCGCCCCCCUACGAGAGCUUGCGGCUCAGACAGGACCGCUACGGCCCCGGGACCCUCUGGGCCAUGUCGGCCUUCAGAACCCGGGUGGAGCCGCUGGCCUGCAUCCCCCUGGAGGACUCCCCCCUGCAUCGGCCAGUCCCCCGCGCCCCCAACCCCUCCCCGGUGGACCUCCACACACACAUCAACUCCCACGUGGAGUUCAGGGGGCUGACGCCCACCUCGGACCUGAAGCACCCAGAGUUCAGGGUGCUGGGGGAGCGCACGUUCUCCUUGGACGAGGAUGAGGAGGAAGAGGAGGAGGAGGAAGAGGAGGAGGAAGAGGAGGAGCCCGCGCCUCCACGGAGGACGUGCGCUCCGGUGUGCUCCGGCAGGAUCGGGCCGCGGUCAGACCAGCCUCCGCCCCCGGCGUACUGCCACGCCGCGGGGUACCACUCAGACUCAGGGUCCUGGGCCAGUCCAGCCAAAGUGCCUGGUGCCUCCAUGGACACAUCGCACCCUUACCCAAUCAGCGAUGUGCGACUAGCACGGCGGGAACGCGAGGAGGAGGAGGAGGAAGUGACAUCAGGUGCUACCCGAAGUGCCCAUCAGCAUCCGCUGUCUGAGGGCAGGGACGACUCCACCACCCCCGACACGGAGGACUACUUCAGUAAAGAUUCCACACCCAGUGACAAUUCCCUGUCGCCAAUGAUGGACGACUCCAAAGUGGACGAUGACAUCAUGUUCACAUCGCCCAACAAGAUGCGGACAACGGAGGACUUAUUUGCAAUGAUACACAGGUCCAAGCGGAAGGUGCUGGGCCGCAAGGACUCCGGGGACAUGAGCCUGAAGUCCCGCGUCCUGUGUCCCCCUCCCCCGCCGCCGCCCUGCGUGGUGGUCCCCUCCAUCGUCCUCCCCCCCGCCCCCCUCUUCUGCCCCCCCGUGCCCCCGCCCUGCCUCCCCCCUCCGUGCCUGCCGCCCCCCAGCCUGGCCCAGCGGGCGCCCGUCCCCAUCUACCGGAGCGCCAAGAAGUCCAGCACCUCCAACGAGGAGUUCAAGCUCCUCCUCCUCCGCAAGGGCAGCCGCUCCGACUCCAGCUACCGCAUGUCGGCCACCGAGAUCCUCAAGAGCCCCAUCACGCCCAAGACCCCCGGGGACCCCCUGGAGGGGGGCCGCCCGCCGUCGGCCGACGAGCCCCCCUGCGGCUACCAGCAUGAGGGUUCCCCGGGGGUCCCCGGCCUGGAGCCCAUCCAGAUCCCGGGGCUGUUCCCCAGGGCCAACGCCGAGAGCUUCACCCCCAAGACCCUCCCCCUGUCGGCGGUGUCCAGGCAGGGCCGCUCGCGCAUCCCCCCGGUGGCCAACAGCAGCCGCUACAGCACGCGCAGCCGGCUGUACACGGCGCCCAUGCAGGCCAUCUCCGAGGGCGACACGGAGAACUCAGACGGUAGCCCCCACGACGACAGGUCCUCCUGA